GGGGUUGUGCAGAACCCCCCAGCCCUGUGUCUCCCUCGGGGUCUGUCACCGCGUACAGCAGGAAGCUGCCGUGAAGUGCGGUGAACACGAUGCUCUUAGCCAUGGUGUGGUUUCAUUCCGCUCCGCCCUGCCCGCCGCGCCGGAACGCGUGGUCGUGCCCGGAACGCGUGUUCGUGCCCCCGCUUCCGGCCGGAGAGAGCAGGGACGGACCCGCAAUGGCGGCGGCCGCGCGGGUGUUCGCCUUCCGCGAUGCGCGCUGGGCCCCGGACCCGGUGCUGGUGCCGAGCGCGGCCGUGCGAGCGCCGCAGCCGGUGCCGCUGGUCAUCGACAACGGCUCCUUCCAGACGCGGGCGGGAUGGGCCUCCGCCGACCCUGCCGUCCCCGCACAGCCUCUGCUGCGCUUCCGCUCGCUGGCGGCGCGCAGUCGCGGGGCCCGCGGCGGGGCCGGCGCCGAGACGCAGGUGGGCAACGACCUGGGGAGCCCCGAGCCGCUGCGGUGGCUGCUCCGCUCGCCCUUCGACCGCAACGUGCCCGUCCAGAUGGAGCUGCAGGAGCUGCUUUUCGACCACGUGUUCCAGCGCCUCGGCGUCGCCUCGCAGGGUUGUGUUGAUCACCCCAUUGUGUUGACAGAAGCAGUGUGCAAUCCUCUGUAUUCAAGACAAAUGAUGUCAGAGCUCCUCUUCGAAUGCUACCAAGUGCCAAAAGUCUCCUAUGGUGUAGACAGCUUGUACAGUUUUUACCACAACAGAAGGCAGAACUGGCCCUGCAGUGGUUUGGUCAUCUCUUCAGGUUAUCAGUGUACCCACAUCUUGCCAGUCUUAGAAGGCAGGCUGGAUGCUAAAAACUGCAAACGUAUUAACCUUGGAGGGUGUCAGGCAGCUGUGUAUCUCCAGCGCCUCCUCCAGUUGAAGUACCCAGGACAUUUUGCUGCCAUCACUCUCAGUCGCAUGGAGGAAAUAGUGCAUGAGCAUAGCUACAUUGCAGAGGACUAUAUAGAAGAGCUGCAGAAGUGGCGAUCCCCAGAGUACUAUGAGAACAACAUGCACAAGAUGCAGCUGCCUUUCUCUAACAAGCUACUGGGAAGCACUCUGACAUCAGAGGAGAAACAGGAGAAGAAGCAGCAGCAGCUGCGUCGGCUUCAAGAGCUCAAUGCACGUCGUCGAGAAGAGAAGCUGCAGCUCGACCAAGAGAGGCUGGACAGGUUACUCUAUGUGCAGGAGCUUCUGGAAGAUGGUCAGAUGGAUCAAUUCCACAAAGCUUUGGUGGAGCUAAACAUGGAUUCUGCAGAAGAACUUCAGUCUUACAUCAACAAGUUGAGUCUGUCUGUUGAACAAACGAAGCAGAAAAUCCUACAGGCAGAAGUCAAUGUUGAAGUAGAUGUUGUGGACAGCAAGCCAGAGACUCCUGACUUGGAUACAUUGGGCAGUGAGCAGUCCCUGGAGGAUGUGGAAAGCAUUAAUGAGUUUGAACCUUUAUUUGCUGAGGAACAGCCUGAAGUUGAGAAGCCUGUUGCUGCAGUGCAGCCUGUGUUUAACCUGGCAGAGUAUCACCAGCUUUUUCUUGGCACUGAAAGAAUCAGAGCUCCAGAGAUUCUUUUCCAGCCCUCCCUAAUAGGAGAAGACCAGGCUGGUAUAGCAGAAACCAUGCAAUAUGUCCUCGAGAGGUACUCAAAAGAACAACAAGCUGUUCUUGUCCAGAAUGUUUUCCUCACUGGUGGAAACACAAUGUACCCUGGACUGAAGGCCAGAGUCGAAAAGGAACUCCUUGAAAUGAGGCCCUUCCAGUCAUCUUUUCAGGUUCACCUUGCUGCCAGCCCUGUUUUAGAUGCCUGGUAUGGGGCCAGGGAUUGGGCAGUGGAAUACAUGACCCGUGAGGAAGGCUGGAUUACCAGAAAAGACUAUGAAGAAAAAGGAGGAGAAUACCUCAAGGAACAUUGUGCUUCAAAUGUUUAUGUCCCCAUCCGCCUGCCCAAGCAGGCUCCGAGGACAUCAGAGGUCAAAAAGCUCUCCCAGGACAUGGAUGUUGAAGCAGCAACAUCACACUGGACUGUGAACAACCCCUUUGGAGGCACUGUGCUGUGUUGUGGAUGUCCCAGAGCUGCUGUGAUGGCCCCAAGCUGUGCUGCAGCAGCCGAGGGCUGGGACAGGACAUUGCUUCUGGCCAGCAAGCCCAGCUCUGCCUCCUGCUCUAGGAGAGCAGUUUACUGCAGCUCCACGGGACAGACAAAGGCAGAGAGCCCUGGAUCCUGUGGUGUGGGGGCCUUGGGCUGCUUUCAUCCAGCUCCCUGGUGGCAGAGGGCCAUGGGCUGCUCUCACUGCUGAGGAAACAAUGGAGAGGAAAGCUUUGAUUUCAGCAGUGAUGGACACCCUCCUGCUCAAGGGUGGUGCAGAUGGAAGGAACUGGGGGCUGGGGGCUCUUUUUGUUGGUUAUUUUUUGGCUUUUAUCCUUUGUUAACCACUGCUAACUUCUUGUUGUGGGAAGUGCUGUGAGCUCUCUUUAGGUUUUGUUUACGUGCCUGGCUGACACUGUUCACAGCAGGCCUUUAGUGCUCAGCCCCAGCAGUGUCCUCUGGCUUGGGAACAGCAGAGUUGAGCCCAACUCCUCCAGGGCCUAUCCAGCCAGGCAAGGAAGGCUGGCACCACACAGCUCUGGAAUUUUCUCUUGCCUCAGGAAGGCAAAUCACAGAAGCAGUCAGGUUGGAAAAGGCCUUAGAGAUCAGGCCCAGCCUCUCACCCAACAUUAUCUAAUUAGCUAAACCAUGGCACUAAGUGCCUCAUCCAGUCUCUUUUUAAACACCUCCAGGGAGGGUGACUCCCUGGGCAGCCCCUUCCAGUGCCAAUCACUCUUGCUGUGAAGAACUUCCUCCUAGUAUCCAGCCUAAGCCUGGCUGUAAUGGGCUGCCCCACGUCACUGACUUCUGCCCAGCAUCUGCUCUCCCCAGCCGCAGCAGCAGCAGACAAAGCAGCAGCUCCUGCUCAGGCAGCAGCAGCUGAUGCUGAAGAUGCAAAGAACUUGGCAUUUAUGGGUGUACAGGGUUAACCCUCCAGGGGGAGUAACCUUGAACCUGACCCUAGGUGGUCUUGACCCCUCCCCAGGGGUGGGUCUGAACGCUACCAGGUGAUGGUUAGCCCACUCUCUCUUCCUGUCUAAAGGUCCAUAAAAGCAGGGGGGGUUCCUGUUUGUCUCUCUCUGCACUCCCUGCUUACCAGCAUCACCAGCCUGUUCCUGGUUCUCUUCGUUUCACCAUGUGGCCAUCACCCACGAGGCAGACAAAGCCACCACCAUCACAAUAUGAUUGUAUUUAUACCUUUUGUAUUUGCUUUCCCUUCCCUGUACCUUUUGUAACUUCCCUACCUCAGAUACCUUUUUAAGUUAUUGUUAAACUUUUCACUUCCAAA
Molecule: messenger RNA, 3398 nt
Organism: Pogoniulus pusillus (Red-fronted tinkerbird)
Lineage: Eukaryota; Metazoa; Chordata; Aves; Piciformes; Lybiidae
Gene: ACTR5
Product: actin related protein 5
Exons: 10
Coding region: 90-2321 (743 amino acids)
Biological process (GO): regulation of DNA-templated transcription
Cellular component (GO): Ino80 complex; cytoplasm
Source: RefSeq, a predicted model, not a curated record